Molecule: messenger RNA, 1338 nt
Organism: Pollicipes pollicipes
Lineage: Eukaryota; Metazoa; Arthropoda; Thecostraca; Pollicipedomorpha; Pollicipedidae
Product: prisilkin-39-like
Exons: 9
Coding region: 1-1338 (445 amino acids)
Cellular component (GO): chitin-based extracellular matrix
Molecular function (GO): structural constituent of chitin-based larval cuticle
Source: RefSeq, a predicted model, not a curated record
AUGAAGCUGCAGCCGGCCGGCUACGGUCAGCCCUUCGCCAUCCUCAGCGAGGAGAACGUCCACCCGGGCGACGGCACCUACCAGUUCAGCUUCCAGACAGAGAACGGCAUCUCACGUAACGAGAACGGCAGCCCCAAAGCCGGUUACGGCAAAUCCGAGUACGGCCAGCCCACCGGCGGCUACGUACAGCAGGGUGGCUGGAGCUACAGCGACGACUACGGCAACCCCAUCCAGACCGAGAACGGCAUCUCACGUAACGAGAACGGCAGCCCCAAGGCCGGCUACGGUAAAUCCGAGUACGGCCAGCCCACCGGCGGCUACGUACAGCAGGGUGGCUGGAGCUACAGCGACGGCUACGGCAACCCCAUCCAGGUGACGUUUGUUGCCGACGAAAACGGCUACCAGCCGUCUAGCGACAUCCUGCCGACGCCGACCGAGAACGGCAUCUCACGUAACGAGAACGGCAGCCCCAAGGACGGCUACGGUAAAUCUGAGUACGGCCAGCCCACCGGCGGCUACGUCCAGCAGGGCGGCUGGAGCUACAGCGACGAUUACGGCCACCCCGUCCAGACCGAGAACGGCAUCUCACGUAACGAGAACGGCAGCCCCAAGGACGGCUACGGCAAAUCCGAGUACGGCCAGCCCACCGGCGGCUACGUCCAGCAGGGUGGCUGGAGCUACAGCGACGAUUACGGCCACCCCGUCCAGACCGAGAACGGCAUCUCACGUAACGAGAACGGCAGCCCCAACGCCGGCUACGGCAAAUCCGAGUACGGCCAGCCCACCGGCGGCUACGUCCAGCAGGGCGGCUGGAGCUACAGCGACGACUACGGCCACCCCAUCCAGAACGUCCACCCGGGCGACGGCACCUACCAGUUCGGCUUCCAGACCGAGAACGGCAUCUCACGUAACGAGAACGGCAGCCCCAAGGCCGGCUACGGCAAAUCCGAGUACGGCCAGCCCACCGGCGGCUACGUCCAGCAGGGCGGCUGGAGCUACAGCGACGACUACGGCAACCCCAUCCAGCCCUUCGCCAUCCUCAGCGAGGAGAAUGUCCACCCGGGCGACGGCACCUACCAGUUCGGCUUCCAGACCGAGAACGGCAUCUCACGUAACGAGAACGGCAGCCCCAAGGCCGGCUACGGCAAAUCCGAGUACGGCCAGCCCACCGGCGGCUACGUCCAGCAGGGCGGCUGGAGCUACAGCGACGGCUACGGCCACCCCAUCCAGGUGACGUUUGUUGCCGACGAGAACGGCUACCAGCCGUCCAGCGACAUCCUGCCAACGCCGGUGCCGACCGAGUACCCGCUGCCGAUCGUACCGCAGGCGGCGGCGUAG